Messenger RNA from Cyprinodon variegatus (sheepshead minnow), 1968 nucleotides. Its product is annotated as transmembrane protein 79-like. NCBI's taxonomy places the organism in Eukaryota, Metazoa, Chordata, Actinopteri, Cyprinodontiformes, Cyprinodontidae. Bases 212 to 1525 code for a protein of 437 amino acids. Gene Ontology annotation, biological process: regulated exocytosis. Gene Ontology annotation, cellular component: trans-Golgi network membrane; lysosomal membrane. The transcript has 5 exons. The record is from RefSeq and is a predicted model, not a curated record.
AACCAACACUGCAAGCUCCCAGUAAGUUCAUUUUGGAGGAGAAAACUAGUUUUUUUUUUCUGUUCAGUGAAGCACAUUGAUUUGGAUUUGAAACCAGUGUUUGAGUUUUACAUGUAACCCAUCAGCUCCUGAGUGCCGGUCUGCAGGCUGUAGCUGACACCAGCCUGGUUUUCCUCUGCUCCUUAUCUUGCUCCUCUCAGCCUGCGUGACUAUGAGCACCUCGGAGCUUCAGGCCACUGACAGGCAGAAUGCGGAGGAGCUGGACACCGUGAAGGAGUCGAUCAGCGACAUCAUCAACCAGCUCCAGGACAUUGACCCCACUAGGCUCUCCUUCUCGCCGUUCCUGGACCUGGACACCCAGAUCUCCCUGGCACCGGUGUCAGACAGCCCAGAAUCGUCCGUGGAGGAACUGCGCUCGGCUUCUCAUUCAAUCUCAGGCUCCCAGCGCUCUCUGGGGCCUCCACCAGUAAAAGAGCAAUUGAGAAGCUAUAUUUGGUGCCACCAGCAGCCCAGCGCUAACCUUCCAGCACCCUCCGGAGUAAACCAGACAGAGGAGGAGGAGGAGGAGGAGCUGGAUCAAACUCUUUCCAGCCCCUUCAUCACUUCGCACAGUUUGGACGCCACCAUGGAAAACUGCAGGGGCCCCCCUCUGCUGGCCUCUCAGGGCGACAUUCCCAAUGGCACGAACACACCGAGAUGGAGUCCAGAAUCCACCAAUCUAGAGAGCACGUUGGAUGAGGGCCGCCCCCUGAUAGGCCCAACGCAGGAGAGUGUGGAGCUAGCUGUGUGGACCCCUGAGGGCCUGAGAGAGACUGAUACAGAAGCACAGGAGCCUCCGGAUCAGGGGAGAUGCUGUCGCUGCUGCCAGUGUAAAUGCAGCCAGAGCCGUCUUCCUGCUUUCUUCUCGGUCCUGGCCUCCCUUAUGUGUGCAGCUGGGAUGCUCUAUGCACUCUAUUUCUAUGUCCCCAUAAGACCCCCUGACUGCCCCGACGUGAGCAGCCGCAUCAUUUUCACCUUCUGCUGCUGCACGGUGGCUGCUCUCCCGGUGGUGCUCGCAAUGCUGAUUGGUGCAUUAUGCCAGUUCUGCUCCGGUUCCCUCAGUCUGCAGGAGUCGACGCCUCGAAGACACACUUUGCAGCAGCUUUUCGUCACAUCGUCCCUGGAACAAUUACUCCUUUAUCUCCUCAACCUUGUCACGAUGGCCACUUUACUAAAUCAGGAGCAGCUGAAGUUGGUGCCUAUACUGGUUUUCAUGUUCAUCAUUGGCAGGCUUGUUUUCUGGUUCAGCCUCAACACGUGCAGCUCCUGGAGAGGUUUCGGUUCUGGUCUGAGCUUCUUCCCUCUCCUUGCCAUGGUCGUUCUCAAUCUGUUUCUUAUGUACAAUCUGAAUCUCAAACAGCCCCUCAUCGGCUCUCAGGACGCCCUGUAUAAUCAGGUCACCCCGUCUUCCUGGUCAGGGGAAACAUCACAGAGCCCGAGUGGCAAACCAGACGUCCUGCCCACAGACAUCCUGGACGCUCAGUGAGAGGGAGAGCUGCGCUUUCUUCUCUGAGAGGAGGCCAUCCUUCCAAAAAUAGGCCAUUCCUGUGGUCUGCUGCUCAGCAGAGCUACACCCGCUGCCACCAUAACCUCCAACUAUGUGACAGCUUUUACUUGUUGCUCCUCCUGUGUGCAGCCUUUUUCAUGUGGUUUUUCGCUUUAUUAUCUGAAAUGCAAGCGCUGUGCCUGGCUGAGGCCGUGCAGGCCUUUCAACAAUGCUGUACACAUAAAACCUUUGUCUUUUUAAGCUAUUCCGAUGCCUAUAUUUAAGUAGUUAAAAGCUCUCCGCUGUAUGUGGCUUUGUUUGUUUUAACCUUACAGAACCACAUAGCAGCUGCAGUUGUCAAUUUGUACUACUUUGACUUUAUAGAGGGUUUGUACAGGACUAAGUCAGAAUAAAACCCAUUUGUAAGAAAUAUAUAUAUAUCU